AUGAUGGAAUGGGGGAGAAGAAACAAGCGAGAAUUGGUGCUUAUGAUGCACAUAUUGUUGCCGCUCUGUGUUCACUGGAUUGCUGAAGAGAUGACCCAUUCAGUUCUUGUGGAUGUCACCACUACUGCCCUCUGUUCUGGCAAAUCCACUUGCCCUGAAGCAAUCUACAUCAAUGGUCUUCAGCAAACUAUUGUUGGAAUCUUCAAAAUGGUGGUCCUUCCAGUUUUAGGCCAACUUUCAGAUGAUUACGGCCGAAAGCCACUUCUCCUUCUUACUAUAUCCACAACUAUAGCUCCUUUCACUUUGCUUGCAAUUAAUAAGUCAAAGCCCUUCGUGUAUGCUUAUUAUGUGCUUCGCACAAUUUCUUUCAUCAUCAGCCAAGGAAGUAUUUUCUGCAUUUCUGCUGCUUAUGUGGCUGAUGUCCUUGAUGACGACAAGAAGACAGCAGGAUUUAGCUGGAUGAUGGGCCUUUUUUCUGCAUCCCAUGUCCUGGGAAAUGUUAUUGCACGUUUUCUUCCUGGAAAUUACAUUUUUGAGGUUUCUAUUGCCCUGCUGAUCUUUUCUCCUGCUUAUAUCAUACUGUUCCUGACAGAGACCGUGACUCCAGCUCCAAAAGCAAACCAACGUUUGCCACUUUUGAGGAAAGUGCUUAAGAUUGUUCAGCAGCGUUACGACUCAAUGAAGAAGGCUGCAACUGUUGUAAUGGACAGCCCGACACUGAAGUGCAUUACUCUUGUUUUAUUCUUCUAUGAGUUGGGGAUGUCUAGCAUUGAUACCACAUUACUUUACUAUCUGAAGGCAGUCUUUGGCUUUAACAAAAAUCAAUUUUCAGAAAUUCUCAUCGUUGUAGGAAUUGGUUCAAUUUUUUCGCAGUUGCUGGUGCUUCCUAUAAUCAGUCGAUUUGUUGGAGAGAAAGUUGUACUUUGUGCAGCUCUACUUUCAUCUACAAUAUAUGCACUGCUAUAUGGUUUGGCGUGGGCGCCGUGGGUCCCGUACUUGAGUGCUGCUUUUGGAGUAGUCAAUAUUCUUGUCAAACCCUGUACUUAUGCUAUCAUAUCGAAAGCAUCAAGUUCAACUGAUCAGGGAAAGACACAAGGUUUCAUUGCGGGCAUACAAUCAAUUUCAAGUUUGUUAUCACCCUUGGCCAUGACUCCAUUGACAAAUUUGUUUCUAUCAAAAGAUGCACCAUUCAAGUGUAAAGGUUUCAGCUUUGUAUGCGCAUCCUUCUCCGUGGCUAUAUCAUUUGGGAUUGCCUGGAUGCUGAAGCCGAGUCCAUCAACCAAGACAACGGAGGUUGGUGAUUCAGACGUUGAAGCACCUCUUUUGACAUAG
This is a messenger RNA of Oldenlandia corymbosa var. corymbosa, 1332 nucleotides long. Lineage: Eukaryota; Viridiplantae; Streptophyta; Magnoliopsida; Gentianales; Rubiaceae. The record is from the annotation of a GenBank genome assembly.